This is a messenger RNA of Ambispora leptoticha, 342 nucleotides long. The record is from the annotation of a GenBank genome assembly. Lineage: Eukaryota; Fungi; Glomeromycota; Glomeromycetes; Archaeosporales; Ambisporaceae.
AUGACACUUUUGAAGGGAUGUGUAGUCUCUAAGAUAUUGAUUUGGCAAAAUGGGAUGAACAGAAAUUCUGAAGUAAGUCAAGUAAUUAGUAGUGAUUCAGAAAUUAUACAACACUUAUCUGAGGAGGCAGAAGAUGAAUAUAACCAUUAUAUGGAGCCAAUAAAACAUAUAGAGAGGAUGACUCCUCUUCAUAUCAAAGAUAUAUGUAAUGAAUUUGUGAUGAAUUAUAAUAAUAUCAUGUAUGAAGAGGUGUCUAUCGAGCUUUCACAUGGAAAUUGGAAUGAGUUGGAAGAAGAUAUUAUAGGGAUAGCAUCUGGAAUACUCGAUACAAUGUUAGUAUAA